Molecule: messenger RNA, 1602 nt
Organism: Sphenostylis stenocarpa
Lineage: Eukaryota; Viridiplantae; Streptophyta; Magnoliopsida; Fabales; Fabaceae
Source: the annotation of a GenBank genome assembly
AUGGUGUCCUCCAUGGAACUCCUAAGGCUUCCAAGUUGGCUCAUGAACCAAGUGCUUGUUAAAUCAUGUUAUGGAGUAGCAAGGAAAAUUAAAAACCAUGGUUUUCAUUGGGGUGAACUUUCAUCUGAACCAGUGGAACAACCUUCCUCAUUCCCUAAUAUUGUCAAUUGUGAUUUGGAGGGUAGAGGGUCACAAACCCUUGCUUGUGACUUCCACAAAGUCCUCUUAAGAACUCAUUCCUUCUUUCCCUAUUUCAUGUUGGUUGCCUUUGAAGGUGGAAGCAUUUUCAGGGCUUUUCUCUUGCUUUGUUCAUGUCCUAUGCUGUGGAUUAUGAACUAUGAAAUGAAGCUCAGACUCAUGAUCUUCAUCUCCUUUUGUGGACUCAGAGUGAAGGACAUGGAGAACACUUCAAGGGCAGUUUUGCCCAAGUUUUACUUGGAGAACCUCAACCUUGAGGCCUGUGGGGUAGCGGCUUCAGCAGGGUCCAGGGUUUUCUUCACCACAAUGCCUAGAGUGAUGGUGGAAGGGUUUCUGAAGGAGUAUUUGAAUGCUGAUGCUGUUUUAGCCACCGAGUUGCACACUGCUGGCUGUUACUUCACUGGUUUGCUCUCUAAAUCUGGUUUGCUUGUGAAGCAUGCUGCUCUCAUGGAUUAUUUUGGAGAUACAAAGCCUGACCUUGGUAUUGGUAACACAAGUCUUCAUGAUCAACUUUUUAUUUCUCGUUGCAAGGAGGCAUAUGUGGUGAUGAAUGAGAAUGGAAAAGUGAUGCCAAGGAGCAAAUAUCCAAAGCCCUUAAUAUUUCAUGAUGGAAGACUAGCAUUCUUGCCUACUCCUUCAGCAACCCUCUUUAUGUUCAUGUGGCUUCCAAUUGGAUUUUUGAUGGCCCUUUACAGAAUCUUUCUGGGUGUGUUCCUUUGUUGUAAAUUCACGAUGGCAUUAGGAGUGUGGAGUGGCAUGAAUCUGAAUUUCAAGGACAAUAACCGACAAAGAUCAGAGACAAAUAAAGGGGUGCUUUAUGUUUGCACUCACAGAACUCUCUUGGAUCCAAUUUUUCUCAGCACAUUUUUGGGGAGGCCUCUGACUGCAGUCACAUACAGCUUAAGCAAGGUGUCUGAAUUGAUAGCCCCUAUUAGGACCAUAAGACUCACAAGGGACAGAGAACAGGAUGGGGAAACUAUGAAGAGGUUGCUUAGUGAAGGGGAUUUGGUGGUGUUCCCUGAAGGAACAACUUGUAGGGAGCCCUAUCUGUUAAGGUUCAGUUCCUUGUUUGCAGAACUAGCUGAUGAGAUUGUGCCUGUGGCUAUGAAUGCUGAAGUGAGCAUGUUCUAUGGGACCACAGCAAGUGGGCUAAAGGUGUUGGAUCCAAUUUUCUUUUUCAUGAACCCUAAGCCUAGAUAUGAGAUUGAGAUCCUUGCAAAGGUUCCUAAGGAGCUCACAUGUGCUGGUGGAAGGUCAAGUCAUGAAGUAGCAAAUUACAUACAGAAACAGUUGGCUUAUGCUUUGGGAUUUGAGUGCACCAACCUUACACGGAGGGAUAAAUAUAUGAUGCUGGCUGGAAAUGAAGGGGUUGUUCAAGAAAAGAAGGGGAGAAGAUUCUGCUAA